GCAGCUGGGAACUAACCUGGUCAUCCCAGGUGGAGCCAGAACCAUCGAUGCCCGCGGCAAAUAUGUCUUCCCAGGCGGCAUCGACACCAACACCCACUUUCAGCUGCCUCUCAACGGCACCACGGCGGCGGACGACUUUUACAGCGGAACCAAGGCCGCUCUGGCUGGGGGCACCACCAUGAUCAUCGACUUUGUGGUACCCCAGCGGGAAGAGUCUAUCCUAGAGGCCUACGAGAAAUGGCGAGGCUGGGGCGACGCCAAAGUGUGCUGCGACUACGGCCUGCACGUGGGCAUCACCUCCUGGACCAGUGAGAUUUCUAAGGAGAUGGAGCAACUCACCCAGGAGAAAGGUGUGAACUCAUUCCAAGUGUUCAUGGCCGGCUCUGACCGUAUGUUGGAGGACUCGGACAUUUACAACGUGUUCAACCGGUGCCGGGAGCUGGGGGCUCUGCCCAUGGUGCAUGCGGAGAACGGACACCUCAUUGAAAUUAAAUCUGCUGAGCUGGUGGCACAAGGCAUCACAGGACCAGAGGGUCAUCUGCAGUGUCGCCCAGAGGAGGUAAGAUCGUGUUUGGCGAGCCCACGGCUGCGGGUCUGGGCACGGACGGCUCCCACCAGUACAACAAGUGUUGGCGACACUCUGCUGGUCAUGUGACCGCUCCCCCUCUCCGUGCUGACCCCUCCACACCAUCCUACCUGAUGGAUCUAUUGGCCAACAACGACCUUCAGGUGACCGGCACGGACAACUGCACGUUCAACGCUGACCAGAAGGCUCUGGGCAAGGACGACUUCCGCUGGAUUCCCACAGGGGUCAAUGGCGUUGAAGACCGCAUGUCCAUCAUCUGGGAGAAGGGAGUGCACGCUGGAAAAAUGGAUCCAUGCAGAUAUGUAGCUGUGACCAGUACAACUGCUGCCAAAAUCUUUAACCUUUACCCUAAAAAGGGCCGUAUCGCCGUGGGCUCCGACGCUGACAUCGUCAUCUGGAAUGGAGAUCAGGAGCGCAUCAUCAGUGCCAAGACACACCACCAGGCGGUUGACUUCAACGUGUUCGAGGGCAUGUCGUGUCACGGGGUGCCUGAGUAUGUCAUCACCAAUGGCAGCAUCGUUAUGGACGAAGGCCAGCUGAAGGUCACCCAGGGUCUGGGAAGGUUCGUCUCCACACCGCCCAACGCCCAGUUCGUCUUCAGCCGAGUCACCAGCAAGGCCAAGGCGUCUCAGCCCCAGAGGAUCGAGCGCGACCCGUACACCGGCCCCGUAGUGGAGAUCAAAGCGGAGGAUGCGGCUGCCAUGGCCAGCAGGCGACCAGAUAACCCCAUCUUCCCAGAACAGUCGGCUGAGUUCCACAACCGUCCUACGCGCGGCGGGGUCCGCAACAUGCAGGAUUCCUCCUUCUCUCUCAGUGGUGCUCAGUUUGAUGAACACAAGACCAAGAGGCCUGGAACCAAGGUGUCGAAUCCCCCAGGAGGAAAGUCCACAGGAUUCUGGUAGUCGUCGCGUCCCUUUUCCUUUCCCCCACCCCCUGUCUAGGAUCUCGGCCAUUGUUACUUUUGUGCAGGGUGCCGGCAUAAUUUUUUAAAAGAAUAAAUUUAUUAAGUAAUCAAUUUUCUGUCACUGCUUCUGUGCGCGCUUUCUGUUGCCAAGGUGUGGAUUAUUUGACUGACUGAGUGUGUGUGUGUGUGUACAGUGGCCCGGGAGAAAGAGGAAGGGAGUUGUUGUUGGUUAUGUUGUUAAUGUCUUUGGUGUAAACGUGGAAAAAGAUUAAACUUUUUUUUUUUAGUCAACUGUUGUUUGAUUGGCCACUCCGGUAGUACUUUAGGUAUGAAAGGUAGAGCAUUAAGUAUAAAGAAUGUUAGUUUUAUUGUUUCCUGAAUGUUUUCAGGCUCCUAGGAAUAUGCUCGGGAUGCGUGUACGAAGGAGUACAUUGGUUGACAGACUUUUGGCCAUGCCUGUUUCUCAGUAUGGAUGAAUGGUCAUAGUAACUGUGUUUGGUUUUUAAAAAUACACUCCCUAUACAUAUGUAUAUGUGAACUCGGAAAAUUUUGUCAAACCGAAGAGAUUUGCUUAGCAACUGUUUUAAAAAAGGUACCAUUGUCUCACGAUGAAUGUGGUAUUUGGGCUAUGUGUGGUACUGAUAAGUGAAGUGAAGUGAAGUGAGCUUGACUACGUGUGUGUUGUAAGAGAGAUCAUUCUCUUUACUGGCCGCUUGAAAGUCUUAGGUCAUAGAUUUGUUCUUUUGUAAAUACUGCUUCAUGCUUUGUCAAGAACUGAAUGUGCUGAAUGGAACAAUUGUUAUGCAUAGUAUAAUAUCCUUUUAGUGUACUAUAAUACGUGUAUUUAGUUUUACUAUAGCGUUUUUGAUGUUCAGACUUCAGGAUAGCAGAAAAUCCAUGUAAUACGUGCUACUAAAAUCAUUCAAAAUGAAUGUUUGAAAAAAAAUGUUUGAUGUUCGCGACUACAGACGGACAACUUCUUCUGCUGCCUUCCCCUCAGUAUGUGGUGCACUAUGUGCAUGAUUAUGUUCCCAAGUGAAGUGGAAAUGACUUGCAAGCUAGUCACACUAGAUUGUCACUUCAGGACAGGUACCUAUCUUAAUUUUACUUGACAGUUUUAAUUUGAGUACGUUAAUCCUUAAUGAAUGCGGCUUGUUCUCCACACAUGUUCAGCUACAUGUUGUGUGGUCCAUUAUUCUGGAAAAGUUCUGUUAACUUUCUUUUAUUUCCUGAAGACAUCUUUUUUUUUUUAUAUGAUUUUUCAUUUCACAAUAUGUGCUGAAGUGGAAUUUUUAGCUGUCCUCAUUACAAGAUCAGCUUUUUUCUAAAGUAGCAAUAAAAA
Molecule: messenger RNA, 2832 nt
Organism: Aplysia californica (California sea hare)
Lineage: Eukaryota; Metazoa; Mollusca; Gastropoda; Aplysiida; Aplysiidae
Product: dihydropyrimidinase
Biological process (GO): pyrimidine nucleobase catabolic process
Cellular component (GO): cytoplasm; cytosol
Molecular function (GO): dihydropyrimidinase activity
Source: RefSeq, a predicted model, not a curated record